CAAAUGGAAAGUAAGCAAUACACCUUUUACGAGUGCCGACUGGAUGGAGAAAAAGUGUGCGUUGUGACUAAAUGCUUGGCUGUUACAUGCAUGGCUCUGAACAAAGUCCGCUACCUGGAGGCUAUCAAUCUACCGGUAUCUAUGGAUGGAACCCAUUGUUGAACAUUUUCAAGGCCACCCUGCUUGGUUGGUCAUAGGCCGUCAGUUCAGAACAGACGGCCCUGGGAGUUGCCUCUGAACAGCUGUUUCUCUGGAUUCGUGGAAGAAUUCGCCACCAUCAUUUUCGAUUGAGUAGAGCUAGCCUGGCGUCAUGGCAACCAGUGGAGAUGAGGGGUAUGAUGUGAUCAUUGUUGGAGCGGGGCUGUCUGGUCUGACUGCAGCGUACGCCAUUCUGCAGAAGAAACCAUCGGCCAGAGUACUAAUCAUUGAGGCUAUUGAUCGCAUCGGAGGAGACAUGUCGAGUGAAACGCUGAAAAGCUCCUCUGGAUCCAACGAAUGGGACACUUGUGGAAGUCGUAUCGGAAGUUCCCAAAAGGAGAUCCUGAAGCUUCUAGCAGACCUGGGCAUGGAGACACACCAACAGUACAACAAGGGCAACAAGUUCUGGAGACUACCGGACGGGAAACUCAAGAAAUUCUCUGGUGCCAUCCCUCCACUGCCUUACACGACCCUGCUAGAUGUCGUCAGAUACUUCAAGAAGGUCGAUGGUAUGCAGGGACAGAUCAACAUGGAGCGAGUCAAAGACUGCAAACAUGCUGAGGAGUGGGAUGGCAUGACAGUUGAAGAUUUCCUGAAGAAGUAUCUAUGGACAAAUAUUGGGAAGAUUACCAUUGAAACGAUGACCAGGUCAUUUUGUAACUCCAGUCCCUCCGAGUUGACAAUGAUGCAAUAUCUGUACAUCAUCCACACGUGUGGUGGCUGGGACCCACAUAUAAACAGCGGUGACAAGGGACGCUCGGAUCUGGUUAUUAAGGAUGGAGCCAUGUCACUGUGCCGUAAACUCACUGACAAAAUUGGCGAGCAGAACAUCGCGUUUGGAGAAACGGUCACCAGCGUCACAGAGCAAGGUGGCCAGAUCAAACUCAGCAUGGAGUCUGGGAAGGAAUACCGCACACAGCAAGUCAUCAUGGCCAUACCCUGCAGGCUAGCAGGUCAUGUGACCUACAAUCCUCCACUGCCAUUGGACAGAGGCCGAACUCUUCCAAAGAACAAUGAUCUGAUCAUGAGCCUGAUCACCUAUAAGUCGCCUUUUUGGCGCGAAGCAGGCCACACUGGGGAAUACCUCAACAUGGCCGCCAGUGCACCUAGCAACCCAGGCAACGUGGAUGACACACUAGUCAUAACCUUUGACAUGACCUUACCAGGAGGUCAGCCAGCCCUGGAGGCCUUCAGCAAUCCCGCCAAACUGCAGGGAAAGUCGAAAGAAGAGCGGAAAGACAUCGUCCUUCGUUUACUGAGUGACGUCUUUGGCCCUCAAGUCCUGGAUUGCCUGGACUAUACAGAGAGAGAAUGGGUGAGCGGGCCGGUCACCGACGCCGACAGAGCACCAGUCAGUAAGUCCUCCGAACUUCUGGCCGCGGUCACGAAGCCGCAUGGAAGGGUGCAUUGGGCCGGCUCGGAUGCCGCAACGGCGUGGUGCGGUACUCUCAACGGCGCGGUACAAGCAGGACAGCGAGCGGCAGACGAGAUUAUUGCAACGAUCUAGUAACGCUGGUCUUUGGACUGUAAAUCCCCUAAACGGCAGGCCUCAAUACUCAACCUCUCCAUACAAUUGCCAGAAUUCCACUGUUUCAUUGGUAGGCUGUUGUUUCAAGAUCUGUUUUAAAGAUGUACAAGUUCAAGUUUAACACCAAAUUUGUUUGCGGCUGGACAAUAAUUCAAUUCUCGGAAGGGCGUUCUUGCCCCCAUAUCGGGACCAAUAAUGUUGGGACUUGGGAUCAGUCUGUUUGCAAUGCGCAUACCCCUCUCGUGUGAAUACCUCUCACGGGAGUGGAUUAGCUUGAUCACAGAGCUCGUGGAGUAUGCUUGGAAAUUCCUUGGUAGCUCUGCCAAAAUUCCCAAGACUAGAUUUGAUUCAUAGUCUUGUUGAUACUUAGCUCUACUGUGGUAAAGCCACCGGGCUUUUACCACAUUUUUCAAGGGCUGGCUGUUUGAGUGGAAUGAAUUCAAAUUCCAAUCUGGGACCAAGACUAAUUUGAGAAAAUCACAACCAACAUGCAUAAUCAGAAGGUCGAUUUAAAUAAAAAAGACACUUGACCUUUUACUACCUCAUUAACAUAGGUCAGUGAGUAUGCAGGCUGCUUUUUUGCAUAAUUGUUCAGACUAUUGAGGUUUGCCCGCAGUCAAAAAUGUUGCCAAUAACCGGGGAAACCUUAAAAUUGUUUAAUUCAAACUUGAUGAAGGACUUUCAGUACUCAGUCUAAUUCUUCCAUCUUUUUUCCUAGCAGUUGAAACACGUAACGUAAGAAAUAUCUUCUAUCUGUUACCUUUCUCGAUCUCUGUAUCAAUUGAUUGCAAUAAUGUGAUUUUAUGUUUAGAUAUAUAUUGAUAUUUUAAGAAAGAUGUUAUGAAAAAAAUUGCAAUAUAAUUGUUGGGUUUUUUUUGGUAAUUUUAUAUUCUGCCUGAGAAUUUUAGAUGUAGUAUUAAUCAUGAAUAUUGUCACCGUUUUCACGAAGGGGCAAAUUUCAUGAAAAUCGCUUGCUUUCGAAAUUUGUGUUUUAGUGAAAAUGAAUAAUUUUUCAAUAUCUACCACCUGGAAAGGUUUUACUUUCCAAAAUUAAUUAAAAUCUUAAGUAACCUAAUAAACGAAAGGGCGAAUUUGCCAAAAGUGCCGUUCUGCGUUUUCAAGAAGGGGCGAAUUUCUGCACUCUAUGGUAUUAAUAAAGUUUCAGUCAAUAAAUACAUUGUAAUACAAUGGCGCGUAUAGGCGAACUCGAGGUGAAUUUCAAGGCGUAUGUGCAGUGGGGCAGAAUCUGCGCGUACUGUACAAAAAAUGCAUUGACUGAGACCGCAGAAGGGUGAAAUCUGCGCGUAGUUACUUUAGCAUUUUCACGAAGGGGCAAAUUUGCUAAUUGGUCUUUUUUUUUUUUCGUUUGCAUGAACAGCCACUUCUCUUUAUUGUGAAAAACUAAUCACCUAUUUUUCUUAAAGUUUGCUACAUUUAGGAAGAUUAGAAGCUCUUCUUUCUUCUGAUACUUAAAUCUUGCAUAUUUCAUGCAUCUUUAAGAUUCAAAUUGUCAAAUGGAAAAAAGGACCAACUUUAAACGUGAUUAUCUCGACUAUUGGUUCAGACAGUGAAAUACUAAAUGUGAAAACGGUGACGAUAUGUAUGAAUAUACGCAUAUUCAUUAUAGAGCAAAACAGUGAUUAGUAUUUUGUUGUUAAAAAAAGGUGUCAUAGGAAGUAUGAACCCUAUGAAGUUUGAAUGGAAUCUCAGCCUUACCAAUGUUUGUGAGGUCUCUAUGCUCUGUGCACCAGUUCAUUAGGUAUGCAAGCAAUGCGUCUGUAUUUUGCUAAUAAAAUUUAAAGCAUGUAUCUAGAAAACAGAAAAGUAUAAUAAUAUCUUAACAUUAAAAAAAGUUUGUAAAAAACAAUCUAGACCUACUAAUUUUAUUGUGAUUCCUGAUUUGUUUUGGCAAGAAGCAAGCUUGAUGUCUCUCAUAUGAUGCAGCAGAAAUAUAUUUCCGUUUAAAUAGAUAAAAAUCGACGAUAAACGCAACAAAACAAAUUCCUCAAAACUUGCAUAUUUUGCUGUGAAAAUAAUAAGAUGAGUGCUUUACUGACAUGUAAGCAGCUCUUUUUGGUACAAAAAUAUUGCUGCUGUCCAUGUUGUGCAUUUUUAUUUUCCCACAGUUUUGGUUAAUUUUCAAUUAAUCACAAACUGUGGAUUUCAGUUCACGCAUUUAUGGAUUAUGAUUUUGAAUAUUAAAACUAGGUAAGUGUGUAACUUUCAAAUGUAAAACAUUUUUCACUCAGUUUACUCCUAGCAAUAUUUUCAUUUAUUUAAAGCCACAUUUUGAAUGAGUAAAAUAAAAGCAAAAUUUUUAUUUACA
Patiria miniata (bat star) is the source of this 4052-nucleotide messenger RNA. Its product is annotated as amine oxidase [flavin-containing] A-like. Gene Ontology annotation, molecular function: oxidoreductase activity. NCBI's taxonomy places the organism in Eukaryota, Metazoa, Echinodermata, Asteroidea, Valvatida, Asterinidae. The transcript is spliced from 13 exons. The record is from RefSeq and is a predicted model, not a curated record. Bases 311 to 1705 code for a protein of 464 amino acids.